AUGCAGCCGCAAACGAGAUUGGGUCUGCGUCUGGUCCAGACGCGGCCAUCGAUUGUCCCUACGGUCUUUUCCCUACCCCGUCUGAUUCAUACGACGCCCUCUGCGCCCGCCACCGUCUCUUCGAUCCACGGCCAGGGCCCGCCGCCCGAGCCCCCCGUGCCCGAGACCGACAGCACGGCCCAGCGCCUCGAGCGACGGAGGAAGCAGGCCUCGCUCCUCAAGGCGGCGCAAGAGAUCCGAUCCAAUGCGGGCAAGGCCAAGAAGCAGCAGCAACAGCAGCCGCUGCGCAAGCGCUUCUGGAAGGACGUCACUGUGCGCGAGGUAGACGGCGCCCUCGAGGUGCAUCUCGACACCCGUCCCCUGCGGCACCCGACCACCAAGAAAAUCAUCCGUCUUCCCGUCAGCAAGCCGCUGCUGGCAGGCGCCCUUGCUCACGAGUGGGAUUCCUUGACCAGCGUGCAGCAGGCCUCCAAGCAGCACCUGAUCCCCUUGACGAGUCUCAUCUGCCGCGCCGUCGAUAUUGGCGAGGACGACGACCUCCAGGGGGAGAUUCGGCAAGGCAUCGUCAAGAUGGUCAUGCGCUACCUCGACACUGACUCCCUGCUCUGCUGGGCGCCGCCGCCGGGCAAGCACGAUUACGUCGAGGGCCGGGAGUCGCUGCGGGAUAUUCAAAAGAGGACGUCGGAGGAGAUUAUUGGUUUCUUGACGACGCGGGUGUGGCCGGGUGUAGAGCUUCACCCCGUUUUGGACGGAGAAUCGCUCAUGCCCAGAAGUCAUGAUCCAGUCACGAGGCAGAUCAUCGAAGGCUGGGUCGCCGGCCUCAGCUCCUGGGAGCUUGCGGGACUGGAGCGUGCCGUGUUGGCUGGCAAGGGACUGCUCGGUGCUGCUCGACUCGUUGUGGAGUGGAGCGAAGGCUUUGUCGGUGCGGGUAUUGGAGAUGGUGGCGUUGGCGCAGUCAAGUUUGGUGCCGACGAAGCUGCCAAGGCAGCCAGUUUGGAGGUCGACUGGCAGACAGGAAACUGGGGCGAGGUUGAGGAUACCCACGAUGUAGAGAAGGAGGAUAUCCGCAGGCAAUUGGGCGGCGUCGUCCUUCUUGUUUCCGGCGUGGGCAAAAGGUAA
Pestalotiopsis fici W106-1 is the source of this 1119-nucleotide messenger RNA. RefSeq lists its product as uncharacterized. Bases 1 to 1119 code for a protein of 372 amino acids. Lineage: Eukaryota; Fungi; Ascomycota; Sordariomycetes; Amphisphaeriales; Sporocadaceae. The transcript has a single exon. The record is from RefSeq and is a predicted model, not a curated record. Gene Ontology annotation, biological process: mitochondrial proton-transporting ATP synthase complex assembly. Gene Ontology annotation, cellular component: mitochondrion.